GUGCAAGUUCCUGCCUGCAAUUUCCUCCUGUCAGGCUCGCAUACUGCUCUUUGCCUAGUAAGAUAAAACCAUUUUUCUGACUAGGAUUCAAGACACCAAGGCAGUUCAUAAAAAUCAGUAAGGUCAAACACUCAAAGGCCAUCUUGCCAGGCCUGCAACCAGCGCAUUUCUCCUACCAUGGUUGACAACACCAUCACAAAGUCUCUCGGGUUAGUUUUGAUCGCCACAGCUCACAUGGUUUUCAACGGGCCCAGCCAAGCAGAGGUCAUUGGGAUCAUCGGCAGCAACAUCACCCUUCACUUUAUAUUUAAUAACACUAAAAUUGAUUGUAGGAGUCAUUUUGUAGUGUAUAUGAGCGGCUACAAAAAGAUUGCUGAGUAUUCAAAUAACCCAAGAUGCUCAGGAGGAGGUGUUGACAUUUACCCUGGCAAUUCCUCUGUGCAAUACCACAUUACAAAUCUCACAAAAAAUCAUAGCGACAUUUACUGGGCCAGUUUGUUCAUGGACACAGGAAUCCCCCCAAAAAGCAUCAAGAUAAAGCUGAUUGUCCAAGAGGAGAACAGACGCAGCACAGUUCCUCCAAAGCCGGCUAACAUCACAAAUACCAAAUACAAUGGAAGUUCCAGUUUCUUUUCCUAUCACAGCGUCACUGUCCUUGUGGUUUCACCUGUAGUGCUGCUGGUUGCAGUACUUCCCUGGUUGAUCUGGUGUCUCGUGAGAACCAAAGACAAACAACAACCACAACAAAACUCUAAUCCCACAGGACAGGAAAGAGUUGGGGAGUCCAGCUGUGUGUCUUCACCCUCAUUGGUUUACAGUGUCCUGGAUUUCCCCAAAAGACCCCCUGCAGUUUUGGAGCACAGUUCAAAUGAUACAGAGUACGCUGCCGUCAGCUAUCUCCCAGAAAAUAGACGAGUGUGACACACGGCUGAAUGUACACCUGCUGGUCUUUCGUGGUUUGAGUAAAGGUUUACCCGAUGACUUAUAUACUGUAUAUAUAAUCUAAAAAUACAUUUCUCGUAAGAGUGAUAAAUGCUGUUUUUGUUAUGAACCCUUGCAGCCUCCAGGCUUCUUGCAAUAAAUUAUAAACAAUGGAGUUUUGAGGUGGAAGAAAACAUAAGACCUGAUGUGCAUGGACCAUAAGUGUCUAGGUCUCACUUUGUUUUUGGUCUUACAGUUGCUGUGACCAACAACAAGCUUGCAAUAUCCAAUCAUCUCUUUGAUUUGGUUUGGUAUUGUUUACGUUUCUGAUUUGUUUCAGGGGUACCUGGCCUCUAAACCCUUAAAGAGUUAGUCUGGUGAUUUUCCACAUUUUUGUCACUGUUAACAAAUGCCAUAAAAAGAACAAAACCACUAAUAAACUGAUCCCGAAACAAA
Molecule: messenger RNA, 1377 nt
Organism: Toxotes jaculatrix (banded archerfish)
Lineage: Eukaryota; Metazoa; Chordata; Actinopteri; Toxotidae
Exons: 5
Coding region: 178-921 (247 amino acids)
Source: RefSeq, a predicted model, not a curated record